This is a messenger RNA of Bubalus bubalis (water buffalo), 2291 nucleotides long. It is a transcript of the gene ZNF648, whose product is annotated as zinc finger protein 648. The coding region runs from base 325 to 2019 and encodes 564 amino acids. Gene Ontology annotation, cellular component: PcG protein complex; transcription regulator complex. The record is from RefSeq and is a predicted model, not a curated record. Lineage: Eukaryota; Metazoa; Chordata; Mammalia; Artiodactyla; Bovidae. Gene Ontology annotation, biological process: regulation of transcription by RNA polymerase II. The transcript has a single exon. Gene Ontology annotation, molecular function: DNA-binding transcription factor activity, RNA polymerase II-specific; RNA polymerase II cis-regulatory region sequence-specific DNA binding.
GGGACAGAGCACAGAUGCUACUCAGCAAAUGCUCACUCUGGCCAUCCUGACGGCAUUGUCUCCUGGGGCUUCCGGCAAGGGGGACCUCCAAAGGAUUAAGGGUGACUGGGGAGUUUUCACCAGGGUCCAGGUCCUCCUUCACCUGUGAGGGACCAACAAUGUGGCUGGUGCGGCUUCCAGCUGCAUACAGACCUGUAGUGAGAACUCAGUUCCUGUGGCUGUGAAGGUGACUAAGUCUGUUCUUUGCGACCUUCCUUUUUGCAGGUUUCCUGAGCCAAGUGAAGCUCUGUCUUGGAGAAGCAGGAGUAGAAGGGCCUGCACAUAAUGGCACAGGGGGACCCCCAGGAUGGGUGGGGAGAUGCAUCUCCCCUCUGCAGCUUGACUGGGGAGGCUUAUGACCCCGGGAUGCUGAGCAUCAACUUGGAGAGUGAGAAUGAGGCUCCUGGAAAGGCAGGAGACCAAGGGGCCACUGGUGACCUUGAUCAGCAGGCCCGACCAAGGGGCAGCUCCCAAGUGACCGAGGACAAUCCUGACUUGCUCUGGAAGCAUCCAGCCUGCAGGAAGGAAGAGAAAUUCUCUGGCUCCUUUAGUGCCGCAGGCGUGGGGAAGAAACCCAUGGCACCACCGAGGAAGAAGGCCAGUUGGGAAAGAGAUGCGUCAAAGAUCACCCCAACGGAGGCCUCCCCCAGAGCAAGCAUGACUCCCUGUGCCCUCCCCAGGGGCCUCGCGCGCAAGUGGUUCGGGGAGACGCAACUUCCUAGGGCCUCAUUACCUGCUGGUGAUGAGGGAGACUCAAGGGCAAAUCUGGACGCCACCCUCGGGGUCCCAUCCAACUUCCUUGGUUCUGCAAGGUACUUCCGUGCACAGAAGGAUGGAGACAAGUCCCCAGACAGCUCCUCUGCGGGGGAGUGUGUCCCCAAAGCAGGGGGCAGUUGGGACCUCUCCACACAAGAGACACACACACCAGCCCAGGUGUCGGCUACCCAGGCCCACCGGGCAGCGGAGGAGGCUCUGGCCAAAGCACGGAAGGGCUCUAAGGACCCGAACCCGGCGGGCUCCGGGGAGGGCAGGCAGGGCGAGGCACGUCCCUACAAGUGCCUGCGGGGUGGGAGGGCCGUCCAGAAGUCGCCGGGCGCUAAGCCUUACGCGUGCGAGCUGUGCGGGAAGGCGUACUCCCACCGGGCCACACUCCAGCAGCACCAGCGCCUGCACACAGGCGAGCGGCCUUACCGGUGCCCCUUCUGCGACAAGACCUACACCUGGUCCUCCGAUCACCGCAAGCACAUCCGCACGCACACGGGCGAGAAACCCUACCCGUGCCCGGACUGCGGGAAGGCCUUCGUGCGCUCCUCGGACCUGCGCAAACACCAGCGCAACAUGCACAGCAACGACAAGCCCUUCCCGUGCGCCGAGUGCGGCCUGACCUUCAACAAGCCGCUGUCGCUGCUGCGCCACCAGCGCACGCACCUGGGAGAGAAGCCCUUCCGCUGCCCCACCUGCGAUCGGGAGUUCGCCGUGGCCAGCCGGAUGAUGGAGCACCAGCGCGUGCACUCGGGCGAGCGGCCCUUCCCCUGCCCCACCUGCGGCAAGUGCUUCACCAAAUCCUCCAACCUGCUGGAGCACCAGACGCUGCACACGGGCCAGAGGCCCUUCAAGUGCGCCGACUGCGGCGUGGCCUUCGCGCAGCCCUCGCGCCUGGCGCGCCACCAGCGCAUCCACACGGGCGAGCGGCCCUUUCCUUGCGCGCAGUGUGGCCAGGCCUUCGCGCGCUCCUCCACCCUGAAGCGGCACCAACAGAUCCACUCCGGGGAGAAGGGCUUCCUCUGCGCCGAGUGCGGCCGGGCCUUCCGCGUGGCCUCGGAGCUGGCCCAGCACAUUCGGGUGCACAACGGCGAGAGGCCCUACCAGUGCGCCGACUGCGGCCAGGCCUUCACCCGGUCCAAUCACCUCCGACGACACCGAGCCAAGCACCACAGCUGCAAGAAGGAGCCCGCCACCCCCUCCGACGACGACAAGUGAGGGCGCCUUCGGGGAAGGUGAAGAAGACACGGCAGACCUCGGGUACAGUGACAAAAAAGACGAGCCGCCUCCUGCCCUCAAAGCCAUUGGCAAAUACCGAGAAAGCAUCGGGGCUGAUCCUCUCUAGAGAAAGGUCCUUUUCUGUUUUAACGUGAAUAAAGAAAUCCCCAGAAGCUUGGUCUCCUUGAGGGAAUCCUCCGAAGCAAAAAAGCAUACCUGUGGGGAUGGGAGAGUUAAUCCAAGAGCUUUGUAUAAUAAAGUUUUAUUAAAGU